AUGGAUUAGGAAAUCAGGCCAAAGCGUUAGAGCAUUUUAAAGCGACAAUCAACUUUCGAUAAGCCGAAUUACAUGGAGGAGAAAGAGAAGCAACACCAAUAAAAUUAGAAUAAUAUAUAAGAGGACUUGCAUGUCCAAAUAGAUAGUAGUGUGAAGAUCAUCACAAUUCCUGAGGUUCAUGAGGCCUAGGUGAUUCAAGAACAAGAUGAAAUUCAUUUUCCAAAGAAAGUCAAUAAUUUAAGCGAGGCCGAACUCAUUAAGUUAGCAUUAAAGUAUGAUGAUUUACCUUAUAUCUAGAAAACCUUAAAUAUGGGAGGAAGAUGA
This is a messenger RNA of Paramecium tetraurelia, 324 nucleotides long. RefSeq lists its product as uncharacterized. The record is from RefSeq and is a predicted model, not a curated record. Lineage: Eukaryota; Ciliophora; Oligohymenophorea; Peniculida; Parameciidae. The transcript has 2 exons.